GUCACGCGGGGCAGAGGGCACCCGCGGGGCCACCGGAGCCAUGGACGGAGCCAUGGACGGACGCACGGACAGCUCGUGGCUGGGAGCCCCCCUGGAGCAGUUGCCCACGCCGGCGCUGAUCCUGGACCGGGCCACGCUGCGCGGGAACGCCGAGAGGAUGCGGGAGCGCUGCCGGGCGCUGGGGCUGCGCCUGCGCCCCCACGUCAAAACACACAAAACCCUGGAAGGGGCGGAGCUGGCCACGGGCGGCUCCCGCCGGGGCAUCGUGGUGUCCACGCUGGCCGAGGCGCGCUUCUUCGCGGCCGGGGGCUUCGAUGACAUCCUCUACGCCUUCCCGGUGCCGCGCUGGCGCCUGGCCGAGUGCUCGGCGCUGGCCCAGCGCCUGCAGGAGUUCCAGGUGCUCCUGGACAGCCCCCAGGGGCUGGAGAUGCUGCUCCAGAACCCCCUUCCCGGCGGGAAGCGCUGGCUGGUCUGGCUCAAGCUGGACUGCGGGAAUGGCCGGGCCGGGAUUCGUCCCGCGGAUCCCGGGGCGCUGGCUCUGGCUCGGGCCAUCGCCCAGGGCUCCCCGGAGCUGGUGACGCUGGUGGGGGUCUACGCCCACUGCGGGAACACCUACGCCUGUCGCGACAUCCCGGCCAUCCAGGCCAUCGCCAGGGGCACCACGGCCGCCGUGCUGGAAUUCGUCACCGCGCUGCGGCAGGCGGGGAUCCCGUGUCCCCAGGCCACCAUCGGCUCCACCCCGUCCUGCAGCCACCCGGUGCCGGAGAUGUCGCAGCUCACCGAGGUGCACCCGGGCAAUUACCUCUUCUACGACCUGCAGCAGACCCAGCUGGGCUCGUGCCGGCCCGAGGAGGUGGCGAUCCGCGUCCUCACCAGGGUCAUCGGCCACUACCCCCACCGCGGGCAGCUGCUCGUGGACUGCGGCUGGGCCGCCCUGAGCCUGCACGGCCGCCACCAGGGACCCCCGGGCUGUGCCGCCAUCGAGGGCCACCCCCAGCUCAGGCUGGUGGGGCUGACCCAGGAGCACGGGCAGGUGGAGGCCGUGGGCGGGCAGCUGGAUUUCGGGCAAUUCCCGCUGGGAAGCACCUUGGCGCUCAUCCCGUUCCACGCCUGUGCCACGGCCGCCAUGCACCCCGUGUACUUCGUGCACGCUGCCGGCAAGGUGGUGGAGCUCUGGCGCCCCGUGCGCGGCUGGUAGGGAGGAGAGAGAGGAGAGCCCGCGGGGGGAUGCACCCGCAGGCAGACCCUGCACCCAGCCGGGCUCCCGGCACCCGCCCUGGGCCGAGGCUCUGCACCCACAGCGAGACCCUGCACCCGCUCCGAGUCACUCUGUGCACCCACGCUGGGGUCCCGCACCCACACCAGAGCCCCGCACCCUCUGCCAGGUCCUGCACCCGCUCCUGCACCCGCUCCCACGCCCUGCACCCGCUCCUGCACCCAAUCCCACACACUGCACCCGCUCCUGCACCCACUCCCACACUCUGCACCCACUCCUGCACCCAUUCCCACACUCUGCACCCACUCCUGCACCCAUUCCCACACCCUGCACCCAUUCCCACUCUGCACCCCCUCCAAGUCCCUCCACCCACUCCAGGAUGCUGCGCCCACCCCGGGGCUCAAUAAAGCUGCUUCUCCCGCUUCCAGGCAUUUAUUCCCCCGGGGAAGAGCCGUGGGAGGCGGAGGGAGGGGGGGGUGACACCGUCCCCUCGGUGCCCUCGAUCCCAGCUCGGAGCGGUCCGGUCCGAGUUGGACCCGUCGCGACGGGCGGGAUUCGAACCCGCGACCCCCGGGGCUGCGAGGGGCAGGGCUCCAGGCCUGGCCACGCCCCCCAGGCCGCGGGCAGCCAAUGGCAGCGCGCCCUGCCCGGGGGAGCCACGCCCCCCAGGCCCGGCCCAGGCGCGACGGAGCGGCCGAGAGGAGCCGAGCGGGGCCGAAGGGAGCCGAACCGGGACCGAGCGGGGCCGAAGGGAGCCGAACCGGGACCGAGCGGGGCCGAACCGGGACCGAGCGGGGCCGAAGGGAGCCGAACCGGGACCGAGCGGGGCCGAACCGGGACCGAGCGGGGCCCAAGGGAGCUGAACCGGGGCCGAACGGGGCCGAACCGGGACCCAGCGGGGCCCAACCAGGACCCAGCAGAGCCGAACGGGG
Vidua chalybeata is the source of this 2148-nucleotide messenger RNA. Its product is annotated as D-threo-3-hydroxyaspartate dehydratase-like. Bases 41 to 1198 code for a protein of 385 amino acids. Gene Ontology annotation, molecular function: D-serine ammonia-lyase activity. The transcript has 8 exons. The record is from RefSeq and is a predicted model, not a curated record. NCBI's taxonomy places the organism in Eukaryota, Metazoa, Chordata, Aves, Passeriformes, Viduidae. Gene Ontology annotation, biological process: D-serine catabolic process.